This is a messenger RNA of Ilyonectria robusta, 613 nucleotides long. RefSeq names its product Sec61beta family-domain-containing protein. Gene Ontology annotation, cellular component: Sec61 translocon complex. The coding region runs from base 164 to 499 and encodes 111 amino acids. Gene Ontology annotation, biological process: intracellular protein transport. The transcript is spliced from 4 exons. The record is from RefSeq and is a predicted model, not a curated record. Lineage: Eukaryota; Fungi; Ascomycota; Sordariomycetes; Hypocreales; Nectriaceae.
CUCAACUCCCUCCCAUUCGGGGCCAUAAUUUCGCCAGCCCAGCUACCAUCUUCAAUUCCAUCCACCAUCGUAUCCUCUCCUUCUUUUCGCGCCCAUUCGACCUUGGAAUCCUGCAGCGGUUCUUCGUCACCCUCAUUUACAACAAACCACCGAUUUCUUCAUAAUGUCUUCUCCUCGCCCCUCCUCUCCCGAUAACGCGGCUGCCAGCGGCGCCGCCAUCGGCCGUCCUUCCUCCCCUUCCGCACCUGGCGGUCCCCGUACUGCCAUCCGACGACGCGCCGCCGCCGACCAGAAGGAGAAGAUUGCCAAUGCCCGGCCAAGCAGCACCCGAGCCGCUGGCGCUGGCGGCUCCAGCAGCACCAUGCUGCGACUCUACACCGACGAGUCUCCCGGCCUGAAGGUCGACCCCGUCGUUGUCCUUGUUCUGUCCCUGGUGUUCAUCUUCAGUGUUGUUGCUCUGCACAUUAUUGCCAAGAUCACCCGAAAAUUCUCGAGCUAAAUGAGCGAUGGUCGAUGGUGGAGUGACGGAGGAAGCAUGAAGACUGGUGUGCUUUUCACUGUGGCGUAGGUUUUCAUCUGGGACAAUCGAUGAUGCGGGAUCUACAAUGGGCUU